Messenger RNA from Blepharisma stoltei, 996 nucleotides. The record is from the annotation of a GenBank genome assembly. Lineage: Eukaryota; Ciliophora; Heterotrichea; Heterotrichida; Blepharismidae.
AUGAUUGAUAGAUUUUCAUGCUUUUCUAGUCCAUGCAAAAAGCCAGUGGAAUUUAUUUGUAAUUGUACAGUUCCUGAAACGAUGAUGUGUAGAGAUCAUAUAAAUAAGCAUCUCAUAUCUCUAAAUACGCACAAAAUAGCAAAUUUAAUAUCAGAGAAAGAUCACAUAAUUAAAACUUUUAACUUAGAGAAAUGCUUGCUUAUAGAAAUUAAAAAUACUCUCAAUGUAAGCUUUGGUCAAUCUUUUAAGGAAUUACUUAGAUUGAAACUAUUAGAAAUAGAAGAAAGUAUAAACAUAAUUGAAAAAAUCAUUCAAGACUAUAAAAGAAGGAAUAUUUUUAUAAAUAGUAGAGGAUCAGCAUUAAAAAUUAUUGAAAAAGAAGUAAAUAAAAAUAAAAACUAUUUAGCAGAUUUGAUUUUGAAAGAAAAAAAUACUCAAAUUGAUGCAUUUAUUAAAAAACUUGGGUCUUUAAAAGAUAUUAGUGAGCAUCGCCAGCUUAAAGCUGAACUCAUUGAAAUUUCCACAUUUGAUAAGUAUGAUAAUUACAUCUUUUUAUUAGCUCAGGAAAAUAUUGACAUUAAUUCAAAACGAAACAAAUUUACCAAAAAAUGCAAAAAUCUUCAAGUUUUAUUUGAAGAAUCAAUAUUCAAACUUGAUAAAUACAGUUUUUCUUUUGCUCUCAGAGACAUUCUUUCUAACACAUUUCAGUGCAAUUUAGUUAAAAAAUAUGAAAAAAUCCCAAAAUCCUUUAGAAAUUCAAUAUUAAAGACCCACGAUAAAACCUAUAAGCACUGCAAUAUAGAUUUUAAUUAUCUUUAUAAUUAUGAUGAAAACCUUAACGGAACAGAAAUAUAUAUAUACGAUAUUGAAUCUGGCUUACGAACCUCAUCAGUUAUAACAAAAUCAUAUCAGAAUUGCCCAUAUCGUCUGCUAGAUAAAAUAACAAAUAAUAAAAAUUUCAAAUUAACAUUUACUUAUAGUAGGAAAUCGCAUUAA